Molecule: messenger RNA, 706 nt
Organism: Solanum lycopersicum (tomato)
Lineage: Eukaryota; Viridiplantae; Streptophyta; Magnoliopsida; Solanales; Solanaceae
Product: nuclear transport factor 2B
Biological process (GO): nucleocytoplasmic transport
Cellular component (GO): nuclear pore central transport channel
Source: RefSeq, a predicted model, not a curated record
AAUAAUAAUAAUAAAAAAAGCGUUGAUUUGACGCCACCAUAGGCGGCAGUUGGUAUCUAUAGUAAAACCCUUGUUGGUUAUCGUUGAACGGGAAAUGGACCCUAACGACCUAGCGAAGGCAUUUGUGGAGCACUACUACUCCACCUUCGAUAGCAACAGGGCUGCGCUUGGAAAUCUGUACCAAGAAGGUUCCAUGUUGACAUUUGAAGGCAUUAAAACUCAAGGUUCACAAAAUAUUGUCGCUAAACUUACUAGCCUUCCCUUUCAGCAGUGUCAUCAUACCAUCACUACCAUUGAUUGUCAGCAUUCUGGUCCUGCUGGUGGCAUGAUUGUUGUCGUCUCCGGUAAUCUCCAGCUAGCCGGCGAACAGCAUGCUCUUAAGUUUGGCCAGAUGUUUCAUCUGAUGCCAACGCCACAAGGAAGCUUCUACGUCUUCAAUGACAUUUUCCGGUUGAAUUAUGGCUGAUAUGCACGAGACGAGUGCAACUCAUGUUAAUUUGUUCUGUCUUAUUCAAGUUUGAGACUUUUGGAUGAAAUUCAAGUUUCUUGAAAUGGUGCUAUUGUGCCUCUCCUAUAUAUACUUGUUUUAGAAAAUGCCAUGGUUUAAUGUUUUAGAGUUGCUCAAAUUUCUGGUCUGUUGAUGUUUUACUCAUUGGAGAAUUGACUUUUUGAUCAAAAUAUGAGUGUCGUUGGUUUGUUAAGUUUA